Molecule: messenger RNA, 1340 nt
Organism: Phalaenopsis equestris
Lineage: Eukaryota; Viridiplantae; Streptophyta; Magnoliopsida; Asparagales; Orchidaceae
Product: transmembrane protein 53
Exons: 4
Coding region: 47-1237 (396 amino acids)
Source: RefSeq, a predicted model, not a curated record
GAUAUAUAUAUAGGAGGCGUUAAACCGGCGUCCUUCAAAAGCAGCCAUGGCUGCCGCAGUGCGCCUAAUCAGUUUUCGAGCUCUCAACUGCCAUAUUUAUCAGUGCAGUCCUCACUCUCCUCUAUCACUUCGUCUCCGAAACCCUCGACCCAGAUCAAUUCAACAUCCCGCCUCGGCUGGAUUCCGAUCUACAGCUGUUAUAACCGGCAACGGCGUCGGCCAUUGGCCGGCGGUCUUUCGUGCGCAGUCACCUCUAUUUCUCUCAAUCUCCUGCUCCGAUCUAUUGAAGGAUGGCAUCGAUGGCUCCUUACCGGAGCCAGGGAAAGGGUUUCACCUCUGGGACCCGGUGGGCGAGCUAGCUGUCCGGCAUGGCGGCGGGGAGAAAGGGGCAAUAUGGACGGUGGUGCUAUUGGGAUGGUUGGGUGCGGAGGAGAGGCAUUUGAAGAGGUAUGCUGAUAUCUACAACGCGAGGGGGAUUCGAUCUGUUCGGUUCGUGGUGCCGCUUUGGGAGAUGGUGGGUUUGGAUUUGGGGCAGAGGAUGGAGGCGAAGAUCGCGAGAUUUGCGGAGGAGCUAGCGAACUGGUGCUUGGAAAGUGAGAAAGAUGGAAGGGAGCGGAAUUUGUUUUUCCACACCUUCAGCAAUACUGGUUGGCUAGUCUAUGGUUCAAUUCUGCAGAAUUUCCAGUCAAGGAAUGACGUUCUUGAAAAAAUUAAAGGAUGUGUUGUUGACUCUGGAGCUGCCUCUGAGAUAAGCCCCAAGGUUUGGGCCGCCGGCUUCUGCGCCGCACUGAUAAAGAAGCGCAGCUCUUCUGUCAUUGCUGCACUUGAACAAAUCAAUGGGGACGGUGCUGAAGGUCGUGGUGACAGAUCCGGCAUGCAAGAUUGGAAAUCACAAGCCCUUGAAAUCAUUGUCAUGUUCAUUUUAGAGAAAAUAUUCAGCAUUAUUCUGAUUUUGCCAGAUGUUAAUCAGAGAUUGUGCAAAAUUAUAUCCGUUCUGUCAAAGAAACAGCCACCUUGCCCUCAGCUUUACCUCUACAGCUCUGCUGACAGAGUAAUCCCAGCUAGUUCGGUGGAAUCCUUUAUUCAUGAACAGAAGGCUAUGGGAAGAAAAGUUCUUCAUUAUAAUUUCGGUACUUCUCCUCAUGUUGACCAUGUCAGAAGCUUCCCUCGUAUUUAUUCUGCUAAAAUUUCAGAAUUUUUAGAGGAAUGCUCUUCUCAAAUUAUUUGCAGUGCAUAAUCACAAUCAACCCCUUCAUUUUAUGACAAUUUACUGUAAUUCACUCACAUUAUUUGUGAAAACUUUUUAUACCAUUAUAUAUAUAUAUAUAUAUAUAUAUAUA